AUGCAAAGUACUGAAGAAUUACGUGAAUCACGUGAAAAUCCAAAUGCAGUCAAUACCAUAAUACCAGCUGAUCUAUGGUUAUCUCAUAACAGUCAAAACAACGAAUGUUAUCUAGGUAUCAGAUGGAAUACAAAGGAAGAACAUAUUGAUUUAGCAAUCAUGCAGAUUAAUUUAUCAAAAUUAAAUGAUUUAAAUCAAUAUCGAUGGCAAAAUUAA
Rotaria sp. Silwood2 is the source of this 216-nucleotide messenger RNA. NCBI's taxonomy places the organism in Eukaryota, Metazoa, Rotifera, Eurotatoria, Philodinida, Philodinidae. The record is from the annotation of a GenBank genome assembly.